UUUGUGUUACUGUGCCAAGCGAGACGGAGCCGUAAAUCAUUAGAAUUUCAAGUGUUACAAGUUACAAGCUCGAUGCGCGAAAGGCGAAGUCCGCGUAUCUACAGCAGACAUCGAUAACGGGAGAAGGAAGAUGAUGGCAGUACACGUGAAGGCAACGGAAAGACAGCUUUAAUGGUGGAGAAGGCAGUGAAAUUCCGUCCAGGAGCCAGAAACCAUGAAAGGAACAAAUCAAAACGCACAAACUUUUGAGAAUUCCUGAAUGAAAAUUAUGGUGUUCUACCAACGAAAGUUAAAAUCUACUCGCAAGAAACAACCAGAAGAAAAAUGCAGUCAGCAAUAUGUGGUGUAAUUCUAUCUUCUUCAAUGGUUUGCCUGGAAAAAAGGCCUUCGUUACUACGGCCAACGUUCCAAGUUCACGAAGGAUUCGAGAUGGCGACAACGAGGAAGGUGCUGACAAAAGCUCCUGAGAAUGUCAUAAAAGUGCUGAAGAAAAUAUGUAGUUUGAUAAUAUUCGUAAGAUUGAUCAGACCAGAUGAUCCCAAAAGUGUCCGUAUCUUGCUCAUUCAGUUCUUCCUGGCUCUUUCUAGUGGAAGAGGAAAUCCAAAUGUGUUCAUCGUCUUAUUCACAGCGAGUACCAAUGACCCAUUUGAGGGCACGAGGGAGCGACGAAGUUUUGAUGUAAAGAGUGACUUAAAACGCCCUGGUUUUCGUUUUACAUUUUCAACUUUCUCAAAUAAAAUUAACAUAAUGCAAUGUAAUAACAAU
Gryllus bimaculatus (two-spotted cricket) is the source of this 765-nucleotide messenger RNA. NCBI's taxonomy places the organism in Eukaryota, Metazoa, Arthropoda, Insecta, Orthoptera, Gryllidae. The record is from the annotation of a GenBank genome assembly.